Messenger RNA from Schistocerca serialis cubense, 9378 nucleotides. Its product is annotated as anoctamin-1-like. Gene Ontology annotation, molecular function: protein dimerization activity; chloride channel activity. Bases 211 to 3153 code for a protein of 980 amino acids. The transcript has 17 exons. Gene Ontology annotation, biological process: chloride transmembrane transport. NCBI's taxonomy places the organism in Eukaryota, Metazoa, Arthropoda, Insecta, Orthoptera, Acrididae. Gene Ontology annotation, cellular component: plasma membrane. The record is from RefSeq and is a predicted model, not a curated record.
GGGUGCUGGCGUGGGGGGGUUGGGAAAUGUAUCGUACGGGAAGCCGGUUGAAACUGUUAUAAUUAACUGAGAAUCAUGAUACGUGAAAGUGCAGUGACAUGACUGUUCCUAAUGAACCACUAGUCUUAUUCUUCGUGUGGUGUUUCUUGAAUAUCGGUAUGCUGACUAAUACAUAUUAUACUUUGUGAUUCGUUGUAAUGUGGGGUGACCAUGGCCCAUAUCAAAAUGUCAGGACGUAAGAGCGAGCAUUUUACGCCUGAAGAGUUUCCAAUGACUGUGAGGACAGAAGGCAGUGCACAACUCAUUACGGAAGAAGGAAGAAGAAACACUCACUGUGGUGUGGACGCACUAACGGAGGAUGAGCAGCACGCGCAUAAGACUGAAACAACGGGACUCCUGAAUACACAAACAAAGGCAUCACUGUACUUCAGGGAUAAAAAACGCAGUAUUGACUUUGUGAUUGUAUGGGAUGAGCACAAUGAAAAAGCAGUAACACAUGAAUCCCGUGAGAGGCGACGUAUAUUUGAAAAGAAUCUAAUUCAAGAAGGACUUGAACUUGAAUAUGAAAAGCCAGAACCAAAUGGAUUGGUUUUUAUUAAGAUCCAUGCACCGAUGGAGGUGCUGCGACGGUAUGGUGAGAUUCUCAAGCUCCGUAUGCCAAUGAAAGAGGAUCUAUGCCAGGUCCACAAGAUCGUUAGAAUGAAUCCCUUGUUGCAUGCAACAUUUUUCCUGUCACAAAAGAUCCCAGCACUGCAAGAAGUUCAUCAGAAAACGCACAACAUUUUGGAUGGAGUCACUUCGUUAGCUGCUCGUGCUACAGCUCCUCUUAAAGUGGAUCCAACACUUUUUCCUAAAUCCAACCAGCGUUAUACAGCUGUUUACAGCAGAGACCGGGAGUACUUGUUUGAUAUAAAGGCACCUGGGUUUUUUACACCAGCCAUCCAUUCACGUAUUGUGCAGUUCAUACUUGAUCGCAACCGUUUCUCAGAAGCUGAACAUGAUGACUUUGCAUUUGGUAUUGAAAGACUCAUUGCAGAAGCAGCUUAUGUUGCAGCAUAUCCUCUGCAUGAUGGUGAUCUCAAAACAACAGGCAGUAUGCGCUACAAGCUGUACACGGAGUGGGCUUCCGUCUCCAAGUGCUUCCACUACCAGCCACUGGAUUACAUCAAGGAAUAUUUUGGUGUCAAAAUUGCCUUGUAUUUUGCGUGGUUGGGCUUCUAUACACACAUGCUGUUACCUGCCUCUGUUGUUGGAAUAAUCUGUUUCAUAUACAGCUGUGUUACGCUUUAUGACAAUCAACCAAGUGAAGACAUCUGUAACAGUCAACUAAACAUCACCAUGUGUCCUCUGUGUGACUACUUCUGUAGUUUCUGGAAUCUUACAGAAACAUGUCUUCAUGCACGAAUAACGUAUCUUUUUGACAAUCCUACAACAGUCUUCUUUGCCGUAUUCAUGUCAUUUUGGGCUGCAACAUUCUUAGGUCUAUGGAAGCGCUACUCUGCUGAAAUCACACAUCGCUGGGACCUCACUGCAUUCGAUAUCCGAGAGGAACACCCCAGGCCGCAGUAUUUGGCCAGGCUUGCACACGUAAAGCGCAAGCACAUCAACAUUGUUACCAACACCAUGGAACCAUGUGUGCCCUUUUGGAAAGUCCGCCUUCCAGCUACAAUUCUCAGUUUUUCUGUCGUCAUGCUUUUGGUAGCACUAGCAGUUGCUGCUGUUCUGGGUGUUGUGUUGUAUCGGAUGUCUCUUAUGGCUGCACUAUCAGUUUGUAAUGAAAAACUGGAUGCAAGCUGUGCGUUCAAAAGUUAUGCCAUGAUUUUUACAACUGCAACAGCUGCUUCCAUUAAUCUUUGUUGCAUCAUGGUCUUCAAUUAUGUUUACCAGUGGCUUGCAGAACUUUUAACAGAGUUGGAACUUCUACGUACACAGACCGAAUUUGAUGAUAGUCUCACACUUAAAAUCUAUCUUCUUCAGUUUGUAAAUUAUUAUGCUUCUAUAUUCUACAUAGCAUUUUUCAAAGGCAAAUUUGUGGGAUAUCCAAAAGAGUACAAUCGUCUCUUCUCAUACAGGCAGGAAGAGUGCAGUCCUGGAGGAUGUCUAAUGGAGUUAUGCAUUCAGCUUGGAAUUAUAAUGAUUGGCAAACAAGCUAUGAACACACUACUUGAAAUGUUAUUUCCAUUAUUCUUCAAAUGGCUGAAUACACUGAAAGUGAAGACAGGAUUUCGGAAGAAAGGACUGGAAUCAUGCCGGUCAAGGUGGAUGAAAGACUUUAAACUAGUGGAAUGGGGCCCACGUGGACUCUUUCCAGAAUAUCUUGAGAUGGUGCUGCAGUAUGGUUUUGUUACCAUUUUUGUGGCUGCUUUCCCAUUGGCACCAUUCUUCGCAUUACUGAACAAUAUUCUUGAGAUGCGUCUGGAUGCCAAAAAGUUGCUAACUUUUUACCGGAGGCCAGUAACACAGCGUGUCAGAGAUAUUGGUGUCUGGUUUCGUAUCUUGGACUCAAUUGGAAAAUUGUCUGUAAUUAGUAAUGGAUUCAUCAUUGCCUUCACAUCAGACUUCAUACCCCGUAUGGUGUACAGAUUGACUGUCUCACCUGACCAUACUUUAAAGGGAUACCUGAAUCAUUCAUUAUCAUACUUCAAUACAAGUGAUUUUGAGCCAGGUUCGGAGCCACAAGUUGGCAAUGGAGAUGUGACUAUAUGCAGGUAUCCUGAUUUCCGUGAGCCUCCUUGGUCACCCAACAAGUAUGAAAAAACAGCAAUGUUCUGGCAUGUCCUAGCUGCCCGACUUGCUUUUGUUGUUGUGUUUGAGAAUGUGGUAGCCCUUGUGAUGAUACUUGUCCGAUGGGGAAUACCUGAUAUGCCAGGUGAUUUGCGUGACCAGAUCCGCCGUGAGACAUACAUAACUAAUGAGAUCAUCAUAAGACAAGAGGCGAUGAGGGCACGGGGUGACAUACCAGAAGAGGGUGACUUGUUGUUGGGAGGAGGAACAGAAAAUGAUGAUGAUUCUGAUGAUGGGGACGGGCCAGCAACUGUUUUUUGGCACAAGAUGACAGGUUCUGAAUUGGACUUAGCAGGAGUUGGUUUGCCUACAGAGAACAGUAUUGGAAUCGGACGGGGAACGUCGCAGUCGGGGCCUGUUGCUGUUUGAAGCCAGCUCCUGUGCACACACACUGCCUUUUUCGCAUUGCUACUUAUUAAAGAAUAUAAUAUAUUCACAUAAUGAAACUUUUGAAAGGUAAUGUAACCGAAUUGUGGUAAAUAAACCACUCAGUGAGUACAGUGACCAAAAAAGAGAAUAUAUUUCAUUUGUAAAGUUGUUAAAAGUUAUAAUGUAUUGAAGGUGUUUUAUGUGUUUUGAUGUCUAAAUUUGUAUGUAUUCCUGCCAUAAUAUUUACUCCAAGUACAGAAGGUAUUACAACAUAUUGCCCAUAUUUUAAAUUUAAGUGUUUUUUGUAAUAAAUAUCAUCAACAAUAUUGUGAUGAGAAGCUGCUAUGCAGAAACAAUUCCAUUCAUAUUUAAUGUACAAUAUUUUAUUAAUGAGUUCAUGCAAUAUUUUCAAUCUCUGCAUGAAAUUUCAAUUGCAUUGGAAGGCUGUGACAGGUUGUGCAAUAUAGAUGGAAAACUAUUUUAUCUCUUAACAGUUAAAUAUCCAGCUUUGUGUAGGAUUGUUGUGCUAGUAUUUUAAAAAUAAUGACACAUUGUUUGGAACACUAGUGACAAAUCACAAAGUGAUAUUAGUUCCUACUACACUAAGUGUAGUCAAUUUUAACUCUUUGAAUUUCUUAAUAGUCUAACAUAAUACCAAGUAUAUUGUAAUGUUAAAGCUUUACAGAUGUUUUGACAUUAUUGGUGUUACAUAUCAUACUUCAUUUUGUAUAUUAGACUUGAUCAUAUCAAGCAAAGGAAAUUAAGCAGUUAUGGCAUGUUGUCAAGAAUAUUUUGUGCUUCCAUGUCAAUUAUUGGUUGGUCAGAGCUUUUAAUAGUAUCAUUUUGUAUCACCAAGUACAGAAAAAAAUACAGCACAGCCAUAGGGGAAGUCCCAUGGGUUGUAUGUGCCACUGCCUUAGUUUUUGACAUUGUGGCAUACAAAAUUGUAUUACAGUAUUACAUCUCAGAACAGAUUUGCACUUCUUUAUCUGUUCAGUCAUUGUUUGGCACACAAUACAUGCUAUCAAAACAACUAAAAGAGAUGUACCACACAAAACUGGUAUGAAAAGAAAUGGAAUAAGAGGAAAUUGCAUUAGCUAGCACUGUUUGCACUGUUGCCCUUCUGUGCUAUCAGCAUAAUCUAUUAUUGUGUGACACAUUCUCUAUGAGGUGCUUGACUGUUGUCCUCAAGGCUAUUGCAUUGUACUGUGUUUAUGUGUGAGUUGCCCUAAGUGCUGUUCUGUGCCACGUGCUUCAUGCAUCAUCUGAUGCCAUCAGGUUCCUGUCAGCAUUCAGCAUAGACUGAUUCAGUUUUAGAAGAAUAUUCUUUGAAAAGAGCACUGUUUGUGUGGCCAUUACCACAAUAAAAAUGAGUAUGUUACCUGUUUUUGUUCAUCCGCCUUCUGUUCUUCCACUUAAACCUGUGUGUCAUGAUUGCCAUUUCAGGAGAUCUUGCCAUACUAUAAUCCAAAUGCUAUUACUCACAUGUACAUGGACAAACACAGUUGUGUGUGUGUGUGUGUGUGUGUGUGUGUGUGUGUGUGUGUGUGUGUGUGAGAGAGAGAGAGAGUGCGUGUCCUCAGAAACCAAUAUGAAAACCAGAAAUAUUGUAAUACAUCUUGAUUGAGAUUGACACAAUUCUAGUUGUCUACUGUAGGGACUCUUAAUUUCUGCAUGCACCACAAUUCUAAGCAUGUGGGAAAAGAAUAGAUUUCCUUGCCAUGAAUCAGGAGAAAUCUACAUACUUUGGAAACAUAGUAUUUCUGUCAACCUUUACCACCAAGAAACUGUUAAACUGCUGUUCUCGAAUGCUGUUUUUAUUGUGUGUUUCAUAACUGUGCACAAUAAUACAUGGUUCCCUGGUUCCUUGUCCGUUAUAGGUGCUGGCUACACUACCUCUUUUUCAGUGCAUGAAACAUUAUGUGCUUAGUUCAAAAGACAAAAAACAGAACCAAUUUCAGGUCCCACUCGUCUGUAGCAGCACUACAUGAGUGAACAAGAGCUAUCCUCCUCCUCCUCCUCCUCCUCAGCUUCCUCGCUUCUGUAAUUCUGUCCCCAUUACACUCUUAUCCCGAGCUAGACAACACAGCAGUAAGGCAGUGGACUUGCUUUCAGGAAAGCAGUUGAAAUCCCCAUCCAGAUUUUUCUUUGUAUCCCCAAAAUCAGAUACGGCAAAAGCCAGUAUAGUCCCUUUGAAGACAACAGGUCCAGUUCCCUUCCCAGUCUGAGCUGUUGUGUCAUUUCAAAUGCGUUCGGCAUUAAUCCAUGAUCUUCCUUCCUUUUGCACCUCUUAGAACCAAGAAUUCAUUUACACCUCUCACAGAAGCCACAACACUGAUGUUGUCCCAUUACUUCAAUUAAUUACAUUAUUUUUCAAAAUUACAGAGAACUGACCUCAGAUAAGCAUAUACAAAAUGUAACCAAGUGACAUUUUAAAAAUGAGCCCCUAAAGUACAAGUGGUGUAACUAACAUUAUCUUUGCGUUGAGAUAUUUAAUGUUUUAUUAGAAUCGUUAUACAAAAGUCAGCUAAGUAUAAUUUCGUGGUUUUUUUUUUUUUUUUACCUUAAAUGUCCUCAUUAAGCUUAAUGUUAACUUAAAUUUAAAUUUUUUGAAAAUUCAUUAAGUUUUUGUGUGUUUACAGGUGUGUAACUGUAGUUACACCACUUGUGUCGUAGCCAGGAGGAGGAUAUUAUUGAUAACAAAAACAUUCAUGACAGUAAAAUAUACUGUAUUGAUAAGUUUAAUACCCUCGGUUAACAUUAUUUUGUACUCAAUGUAACUGCUUGCAUAUGAGUUAGGUAGUGGGCCACUUCUUGUAGUAGUUGUGAUGAACUGGGGGAUUGUACGAUAAAAGGUCUAUCAUGACAACAAAAACAAUCAAUUAUUGACAAAACUGGUGUUAUUGACAAAAUUAUUUAAAUGGAUAGAUAAAAAAUCCACUCACCAAGCAGUGGCAGAACAUACACGUAGAAGACGGUUGUAAUUGGCAAGCUUUCGGAGCCAGUGGCUCCUCCUUCGGGCAGAAGGGCUGAAGAGCAAGGAAGAGCGAUGAAGGGAAAGAACUGGAGAGGUCUAGGAAAAGGGGUAGAUUUUGGGAAAGUCACUCAGAACCGUGAGUCAGCAGAGACUUACCGUAAAGGAUGAGAAGGAAAGACUGACUGUUGGGGACUGCCAUUGGCUCCGAAAGCUUGCCAAUUACAACUGUAUUUUAUGUGUGUGUUCUGCCACUGCCUGGUGCAAAGGUCUAUCAUGUUAUUUUUUUAUUUUCCUUUGUGACAGGGAGUGGAUCUCUGUAAAGCUUGUCUUGAUCGAUAUUAUGAACGUUGACAGGUUACCCAUUUUUCAAUGUUAGUGUAAAGUUUAACUUAUAAAACAGCACGUCUUCUGAAACUGUGUCCUUAAAAAGAAACAUGAAUGGUUCACUCCUUUGGUACCGAAUCCAUUGCGUGGUUAACCACGACACAAGGUAUCCCUCACUGUUGUUCCUAUUUAGUAGGUUUUCAGUAGACAAAAAGUCAUUGUUGGGCAUAACAGCAACACGAAUUAUAUAUGCCUAUAAAUGACCUGUUACCAAUCAUUAGUAGUGAAAAUCUAUUACGUCCUGCUGAAAUUUUCUAAAGUGAAGUUUAUGGUCCUGCUUAAGCCUUCUCUUUUCUUCUUAAUCUGUUGUUUAUUUGAGUUUAUUGACGAAAACACCAUGCUUUCACAAGUGUCAUAGUGCAGAGGAUGGAAGUGGAAAUUGAACUCAUUGUUGAAAGUUCUACGAUAAAUGUGCUCUUCCACAGGUUGAUUUCCUUGGCUUACAAUAUGGGUCUUUGAACACAUUGUAUAGCAGUCAUAUCUUUAAAUCUUCUGAUAAAUACUUUCUGUUUGGGUUAUGGCUUCUUGUGUACUGUGAUUGAUAACAGGGAAAUGAUGAAAUUUGUUCCCUUACUAGUACCAUUUUUUCGUCAGGGGUUUUGUUUGCAGGAAUUUUCUUGCCUCAUUUGUCAUCACCUGGGGACUCUCCAGUAUUCACUUUCUUAAGGGCUCACGUUAUUCUCCUAUCAGUUUUUACAUACAAUUUCAUUUUUGCCAUCAACAAUCAGAUACAUGUACUAGUAGUACUGUUUCCUUUUUGGCAUUAGUUGUUGAUUGACAACAUUGUGGUGAUUCUUCUUUGGCAAGGCCACAUAUCAAUGUGUUUUGAGCAGAAUAAGUUUCAUUUUUCCAAGAAGACUCAUAAACACUUGAUCAUUCUUGCUCUGAAAUUCUAUUUAAACAUGACGUUUUUUUUUUUUUUUUUUUUACACAGCAUCAGUUGGGAUUUCUAAAUUCUUUUCCAGCAACAGUUCUUGCUUUUCUUGUAGUGUAAGUUUUCCCUACAUUACAUUUUCUUUGUCUUUCCUCAUGUUUCCACUCACUUUUCUUUCUUUUUCAACUUCUCUUUGGCUGGCCCUCUACAACUGCUUCUGCUUCAACGCCAACACUUUGUUCGAAUUUCUCAUCUUCUGAAACAAAGAAAUUACCAUAGGUGAAUCCUGUAAAAUUACAGAAAAGUUGUAUCGGUCAUUAUAAUUUUCAUAAAGGUACAGACAGUAGGGCUACGUGUUUUAUUGAACAUUUUUGUUUCCUUUUAUUUACUGUUAUGGUCUCAUAGAUACCCAGAUUUACAACCUCUGCUACACACAGUAGGCUUAAAUGCUGACAAGACUAGUGGUGUAACCCCAUUUUUAGAUUAUCUGCGCAUUUAAUUUUUAAUAAUGUGACAUGUUUUGGCUCUUAAAAUAUACUUAAUAUACAAAUCUUUAAUGUAAUGAAAGCUUGUAAGCACAUUGAGCUUUAAAUAAUUAAGAGUAAUGUAUAAAAAAUAAAAGAAAUGAACAACUCUUACCUGCAAUAUAGGACAGACUAAGUUUGAUGAUAAAUACUAAUCUUUGGAUCCAUUAUCUGCCAAAUUACUUGGCUCACCAAUAUUCUCUUCAUCAAUGGAGUCCAUGGUAAACUAUACUGGACUUAAAGUAAUAAAGUUCUGUAGUUUGAACAAAAAAAUGUACUCUGUGUAUCAACACAACUGGAUUACAGUUGCACAUCUAGUAGUGUAACUCCCAGUUGCACCACUUGUGUUGUCUGCUAACAGAUGGAGUCACUGACUGCAAAAACGUCUGCUGCUACCUAUGCAGUAGCUGGUGCUUUACAACUUAGUUUGUGCACCAUCGUAAAUUAUUGUAUAUAUACUAUCCAGAGCGUACAGUUUGCAGUGCUGCUCUGCAGACAGUUGUCACCUUAUAUACUACACCAUUUCUGCAAUUAACAGAACUAUUUUUUUCUGAACAAGAUCCUAUUACUAGCUGAGAGAGGAGAGAGCACGGAGGGGGGGAUAUACACAACUUGUGCUUUAAGGUGCUCAAAUGUAAAGCACUGCAGGUGAAAUGCUUAACAUUUUUUGCCAGUAAAACUAUGACUAAAGGAGAUGUGAGAGAGAAACAUAAGCAGUCAUGUUCUGGAAACUUUUCAUGAUUGGGCACUGAACCAAUGUUUCAGACUAUGGAUAUUUUGGUUUGUGCACUUCUAAGUAACCUUUGCUUCCCCACAGUAUAUUAUUCCAUUUGGCAGACUUAAAAGACAAAUUCUCUUGAGGCAAACAUUCAACACAUCUUCAUCAAAAGUUAUCUUCUUACAAAUUUCCUAGUAGUAAGAUUCACGCCCUCAGAUUCCGUAAUAAGGUGCUAAAGCAUGGUGAUGAAAAACAGAGCUAGGCACAGAAGCUGCAUUUCUUCUCAGUGCGCAGUGCAUUGGUAUAGUGGUGCUUUUAAAUAUGCUGUGUGUAGACAUCUUCAUCAUACGAAGAUAAAUUGCACUAGAAUUGUAGGUUUCAUGGCUGUGCAAAUAGCAUUUGUUAUAAUGCUUCUCAAACACAAAGAUCAGUGCCAGUGUCAAUAUGAACAUACAAUAUGUAGAGGGAAUGAAAUGACACAAUUUUUUUUACUAUAUACGUGUGUGUGUGUGUGUGUGUGUGUGUGUGUGUGUGUGUGUGUGUGUAUGUGUAUGUGUGUGUGUGUGUGUGUGUGCGUGUGCGCGUGUGUUCAUCUCUUUAUUUGUAAAAUUCUGUACUUAAUGACUAUUUUAGUAAUCAAAUGAAAAGUAAAUUUUCUGAGAAAUGGAUGUGUGAGCAAGAGUUGUAGCAAAACAAAGAGUAAAAACUAUGGACUGAUAAAGCAAUAAAAUAUUGGAAGAAUAUUAAA